AUGAUAGCGGUCGCUUGGAAUUGUCGGGGUGUUGGGAACCGAGAGACUAUACGCCACGCGAAAAUCCUUUUAGCCAAUAAGGAUGUGGGGGCAAUCUUCUUUCUGGAGACCAAGACCAAUAAGGCCGACAACCUUCUCAAAACGCUUAGUAAGUUGGGUUUUCAUAACUCGUUUAUGGUUAAUACCAUUGGUUUUGCAGGAGGGCUUCUUUUAGCUUGGAACAAGGACAUCCUGAAUCUUGAAGUGGUCGGGAGCAAUUCGCAAACCAUCCAUUGCAAAGUUUUGGAGGGUGGAAGUUUGCAGUUUCAUCUCUCGUUUGCCUAUGUUAGACCUAACUUGAGGGCUAAGGAACUUUUUUGGUCCGAAUGUAAAGCCUUUGGGGCCUCCAGAUCAGGACCAUGGGUGAUACUCGGGGACUUCAAUGACAUUGCAAAUAUUUCGGACCACUGGGGAAGUGAUCAAAUCAACAUGAAUAACAUGACACGAUUUUGUGAGGCUUACGAAGAAUGUGGACUUAUGGAGGUUCCUUCGACAUGUCCAAACUUUACGUGGAUCAGACAAAUUGGAGGGUGCACGGUCACCAGGCGUAGACUCGACCGUGUUUUUUGGAACAUUGAUGCUCAAGAAGCUUUCCAGGAAGCCAAGGCAAGGGUCUUGACAAGAACGCACUCAGAUCACCAUCCGAUAUCCUUCGUGAGGGUGGCUGGAGCAGCCCCCAACCGCAGGAAUAGGCCCUUCAGAUUUGAGGCGGCAUGGCUCGCUCGUGAAGACUAUAGAGCUAUCUGGAAGAAAGCAUGGUCUGACAACUCCUACAAUGUGGUGAGAGCUAUCUAUGAUGUUACCCACCUUAGUAGGAAAUGGAAUGAGGAAGUUUUUGGGAAUAUUUUUAGAAGAAAGAGGCUCCUACAAGCUAGGAUCCAAGGCAUUCAGAUGUCCCCCUGGUAUAGCAGAUCCCAAGGGCUUCAAGUGCUGGAGAGAAAGCUCUUAUCCGACCUCAGCAUAACUCUUUCUCAAGAGGAACUUCUCUGGUUCCAAAAAUCCAGAAAGGCUUGGAUUCAGGAUGGUGAUAAAAAUACUAACUUCUACCAUCGGUCCACCAUCAUCCGUAGGAGUAGGGGAAGAGUCAGGUCCCUAAAAAUCAACGGGGAGUGGAAUUCUGAGCCCAACGCUCUAAAGGAGCACGUAUCUCAUUUCUUUUAUAACCUUUUCUGCAGGGUCAAUCAAGAUGGGUUGAAUACCCCGGACACUCACUCAGGACCGAGGAUUAGUAGGGAAGAAGCCGAAAGCCUUAUUAAACCGGCUGAUUCUCACGAGGUCAAAAAAGCUGUCUUCGGGAUGAAAAGAAUGGGCAGCCCGGGACCAGACGAUAUUCAGGCGGCCUUCUACCAAGAUUAUUGGGAUGAGGUAGGUAACAGUAUCACCAUGUUUGUCAAUGAGGCCUUGGCUACAGGUAAGGUACCUAUAAGCUUUCUCGAAUCCUUCAUUACCCUUAUUCCUAAGAAAACUAACCCAGAAAGUGCUGCAGACUUUCGUCCCAUCACUUUACUCAAUGUCAUUUUCAAAAUUGUUUCAAAAGUGUUGGUGAACAGGAUGAGACCUAUAAUGAUUAAUCUGGUUGGCCCACACCAGAACAGCUUUCUCCCAGGUAGGUCCACGAUGGAUAACAUCGUUCUUACUCAGGAGGUGAUGCACAGUAUAAACCAAAAGAAAGGUAAGAAAGGUUCUUUGGUGAUGAAGAUUGACCUUCACAAGGCCUACGACAGCAUUAAUUGGGGGUUCCUAAAAACGGUCCUCUCUGAUUUUGGGUUCCCACUGCGUUUUAUCAAUCUGAUUUUAUUUUCCCUCAAAGAAAGUACUAUAAGCAUCCUUUGGAAUGGAGAAAAGCUUCCCCCGUUUGAAUCAGGUAGAGGGCUGAGACAAGGCGACCCACUUGCCCCUUAUCUUUUUAUUCUUGCUAUGGAAAAACUGUCGUAUCUUAUUCAGGAAAAAGUGCGGGAGAAAGAUUGGAAACCGAUUCAUUUAGCGCGAGGGGGAAUUGGUGUUUCUCACCUCUUCUUCGCUGACGAUUUAAUGAUUUUUGGUGAGAGCUCUGAAACCCAAAUGGCUACCAUCAUGGACUGCCUCAACAGAUUCUCUCAUUGGUCAGGUCUGAACAUCAACCACACUAAAUCCCUUAUUUUUUGCUCUAAUAACACGCCAAACAGAGUUAAAAGAAGGAUGGGUGACAUGGCAAAUAUCCCGAUCACUGAAAACCUGGGUAAAUACUUGGGUAUUCCCAUUCUUCAAAAAAGGGUAAGUAAGAACCACUUUAAUUACAUCAUCAACAAUAUGAAGAGGAAGUUGAACCAGUGGAAAGCCGAAUCCCUUAGUCUAGCAGGGCGACGAGUGCUUGUGCAAUCCGCCCUCGCAACUGUUCCGGUUUACACCAUGCAAACGGGGGCUCUACCGGUAAGUACUUGUAACGAUAUUGAUAAGCUUUGCAGGGACUUCCUCUGGGGAUCCAACGAGGCAAAAAGAAAAAUCCACUUGAUCAAUUGGAAGGAAGUUUGCAGUCCUAGAACUCAGGGAGGUCUUGGACUCAGAAUGGCCAAAGAUUUUAAUUUAGCUCUUCUGGCUAAGUUGGCGUGGCAAAUCCUCAACAAUCCAGAAAAGCUUUGGGUGAAAGUCAUGAGACAAAAAUAUAUCAAAGAUGAUAAUUUUUUCACCGCCAACACCCCAGCCAACGCUUCGUGGACCUGGAGGAGCAUCAUCAAAGGGCGGUCUAUUAUUGAGACGGGGGCCCGGUGGCGAGUAGGAAGUGGUGAUUCCCUUGAUUUUUGGUCUGAUUGGUGGGUUAGUGACAAACCCAUUGGCCUCGGAGCAACUGUCAACAUCCCUAAUCACCUAUGCAACGUAAAAGUCAGCGAGUUCAUCACUCAACAGCGCACCUGGGACGUGAACCGCUUGCUGGACUUCUUGCCGCCCGAUCUGGUUAACCAAAUUCGAGCAAUCCCGAUACCUAUUGACGACACAACGGAAGAUAAACUAACCUGGCCAGACAAAACUAUAGGUACGUUCUCUGUACUCUCUGCUUUCAAACACAUUGCAGGUCACUCAACAGAAGAGGAAAGCUGGGAUUGGAUGUGGAAGCUAAACUGCAUUGAGAAAGUUAAAUCUUUCCUUUGGCUGUUGCUGAAAGGCAAACUACUCACUGGAGUGGAGAGAAGAAAUAGGAAUCUCACCACCGACGCCUCUUGCAAACGGUGCCCGGACGAAGACGAAUCGACGAAUCACAUUUUUAGGACCUGCCCCUUCGCGAGUGACUGCUGGAGAUCGGCGAAAGACUACGGUGGAACAGAUGUAGCAAUUUUCAGACCUUUCAACUCUUGGAUCAAAGAUAACUGCAGUAGCAAGAGAACAACAAAGGAUGGUGCACCCUGGAAUGUCACUUUCGUCUACAUUCUUUGGCUGAUUUGGAAAGCAAGGAACAACUUGAUUUUUAAUAACAAAGCUGAGUCUCAUGUACGGAUCUUAAACACGGCUCUUUCUAUGGCUAAAGAAGCAACAGAAUACAUCGUGAAGCACGUCGGCGUGAUGCAUGGAUACUGGAAGUGGGUCAGAUGGGAGCCUCCUCAGCCGGGCUGGCUAAAGCUCAAUACGGACGGAGCCAUGAAGUCUAGUACGGGGAUUGCUAGUGCUGGGGGGGUUAUCCGGGAUGAACAUGGUCGUUGGGUGAAGGGUUUCUCAACGAAAGUUGGAGCUACUGAUAGUUUCUCAGCGGAGCUGUGGGGCCUAAGGGAGGGUCUACGGCUCUGUUUGAGUGAAGGGAUUGAAAAGAUUUGGGUGGAAAUGGACUCGGCGACAGUUGUUGCAAUCAUGAACAAUGGGACCUGCAAGGGAGAGACAGUCGUUGCUUUAAUUAAAGAUUGUUUCGACCUCAUCAACAAGUUUAAUACGGUUAGAAUCUCUCAUAUUAUGAGAGAGGGGAACCAAUGUGCAGAUUGGCUUGCAAAUUUUGGGCAAAAUAUAGACUGGGGAACUCGUGUUUGGAACUCAUCCCCCUCGGAUCUCAACGCUUUUAUGGACGCCGACACUCGCAGCAGGCCGGUUCCAAGGAUCAGAUAA
Messenger RNA from Ipomoea nil (Japanese morning glory), 4104 nucleotides. RefSeq lists its product as uncharacterized. The transcript has a single exon. NCBI's taxonomy places the organism in Eukaryota, Viridiplantae, Streptophyta, Magnoliopsida, Solanales, Convolvulaceae. Gene Ontology annotation, molecular function: RNA-DNA hybrid ribonuclease activity; nucleic acid binding. The coding region runs from base 1 to 4104 and encodes 1367 amino acids. The record is from RefSeq and is a predicted model, not a curated record.